Notolabrus celidotus (New Zealand spotty) is the source of this 1282-nucleotide messenger RNA. RefSeq names its product ribosome production factor 2 homolog (gene rpf2). Gene Ontology annotation, molecular function: rRNA binding. The record is from RefSeq and is a predicted model, not a curated record. NCBI's taxonomy places the organism in Eukaryota, Metazoa, Chordata, Actinopteri, Labriformes, Labridae. The coding region runs from base 111 to 1040 and encodes 309 amino acids. Gene Ontology annotation, cellular component: nucleolus. The transcript has 10 exons. Gene Ontology annotation, biological process: ribosomal large subunit assembly; maturation of LSU-rRNA from tricistronic rRNA transcript (SSU-rRNA, 5.8S rRNA, LSU-rRNA).
CUUCGUUCCACCAACGAAGAAGAAAAGCAGCACUGUUUACUUCCGCCUCUGUAUUUUCACGUGGAGGGACGCAGCGUGGAGAACCUGAGAAACACGAGGAAAGAGUCAGAAUGACGAAGUUAGACGGCGUGGUGAAACCAAAGACGAAGCGCUCAAAGCGUUUCUUGGAGAGCAGAGCUCCCAAACUGUUGGAGGAUGUAAAGACGGCCAUGAUCAUGAAAGGAGGAAACAGCAGUCAGACAGUCACCCAGGCCCUCAAGGACAUAUACGCCCUGAAGAAGCCGAACGCUGUGCUGUACAAGAAGAAGAACAUCACACGGCCGUUUGAGGACUCAACAUCUCUGGAAUUCUUCUCCAAGAAGACGGACUGCUCUCUGUUUCUCUUCGGCUCUCACAACAAGAAACGACCCAACAACCUCAUAUUCGGUCGUCUCUUUGACUUCCAUGUGCUGGACAUGGUUGAACUUGGGAUUGAGAAGUUCGUCUCUCUGAGCGAUGUCAAGGCCAGUAAAUGUCCUGAGGGAACCAAACCGAUGCUGGUGUUUGCAGGAGAAGCUUUCGACACAGACGUGGAGCACAGACGUCUGAAGAGUCUGCUGAUAGACUUCUUCAGAGGGCCCACGGUACCUGCAGUCCGUCUGGCAGGUUUAGAGCACGUUCUGCACUUCACAGCGGUGGAAGGGAAGGUCUACCUGCGCAGCUACAGGAGCGUGUUAAAGAAGUCUGGCUGCCGGACCCCCAGGAUAGAGCUGGAGGAGAUGGGACCUUCUCUGGAUCUGGUGUUGAGGAGGACUCACCUGGCUUCAGAUGACCUGUACAAGCUGGCUCACAGAAGGCCCAAAGCUCUGAAGGCUCGUAAGAAGAAGAACAUUUCCCACAAUGCCUUUGGCACCAAGUUUGGCCGGGUGCACAUGCAGAAGCAGGAUCUGUCCAAGCUACAGACACGGAAGAUGAAGGGUCUGAGGAAGAGGAGGGGAGAGGUGGUGUCUGCAGACUCGCAGGAGGAACAAGCAGCCAAAGUGACCAAGGUGGACGUCUGAGGGUCCCCUGACCUCCUGUCUAGACCUGUGCAGACCGGUCUGCCUCUGUGCAGCUGGACAGGAAGUGUGUGUAAAGACUGGAAACACCUGAGUGUGCGUGAGCAGACGGCAGCUGUGUCUCUCUGCUCUCACCUCACAGCACGCUCUCUUCCUCUUCACCUGGAGGGGAGUCAGACGGAUGGUGGGAUGACGUGUCUCCGUUCUGUUCAAUGUUCACAUUUUUCAUUAAAUCCUGACUCUGA